Messenger RNA from Penicillium arizonense, 1083 nucleotides. RefSeq lists its product as uncharacterized. The record is from RefSeq and is a predicted model, not a curated record. The transcript has 4 exons. The annotation marks the transcript as partial. NCBI's taxonomy places the organism in Eukaryota, Fungi, Ascomycota, Eurotiomycetes, Eurotiales, Aspergillaceae.
AUGGCCACAAGAGGGGAAAAUGAGCUUGUCGAAGUCAUGUCCUCUCACAGUGAGCUCAAUGACUCUGAAGCACGAGAGUCAAUCUCUGAGCACUCCGAGGAAGAUAUUUCGGAGACGAGUGAAGACCGCGCAUUCGUGGUGUCAGACGGAGAGGAAUCCGCCUAUUCAAACGGAUCCUCUGCGUCUUCCAACUACAGCCAGCAUUGCCACAUGCAUUCCAAUGACUCUUUUGGUUUCAAUGGCCAGAAAGUACCGAUAAGCAUAGUUACCAAACGUGUUAUUCAACAGAAUGAGACGUAUGGUAGAACAUGGGCAGCGAUAGCAGCCAGCGGUACCAGUGACCCGCAACCAAGCCUCCAACGACCCGAAAAGGACCGAAACUGCGUCCGCAUUAGCACACAGAGAUCAUUGGUGGACCCGAGAGACAAUGAGAAUAGCGAAGGGAACGCUUUCGGGCGAUACCUCUCUACCGAGUCUGCUAACACCUAUAUCCGUUCAGCGCUGUUAAGCGCACCUUCGACUCAGGAUGCCGAAGUAGCCGGCAUUGGUACCACUAAAACGGGAUACUUAAUUCGCUUCAAAGACUCAGGGUCGGCCGAAGCAGCCCGCAACAACACUGAAUGGUUGAAUGAGCUAGGAAACAACACAAAGCUGGUCAAGCCGCGGUUCGGCAUCGUCGUACACCGCACCCCGACAGAGAACUUCGACCUAGAGAAUGCGAACUCUCAAGCCAUUCAAAGAAUUAUGGAAGAAAACGACCUAGCCGACAAAGGCUUCCAAAUCGAAGAGUUGGCAUGGCUUAAGCGGAAAGAUAAAGUUCUGGGGAAGUUUGCGUCGCUUGGUAUCUGGUUUGACUCUGCAGAAGGAGCCGAAUACAUCCUCAACAAUGGUCUUCUUGUUGGACAAAGAUAUAUCGGUAGCCAUGGUCGUGCAAGGAAACACCACGCUGUGGACAUUGUGCAGGUCAACACGAGCGGCAACGAUGCCCCCCAGGGAUCAGGGCUAGAUGCCUGGAUUGUAGCGGCGAACACCCAACUGGUGACCGACAGUGUGCUACACCCGCAACUUCCAACCCCCAUCAAU